This is a messenger RNA of Eublepharis macularius, 462 nucleotides long. RefSeq names its product putative gastrointestinal growth factor xP1. The record is from RefSeq and is a predicted model, not a curated record. The transcript is spliced from 3 exons. Lineage: Eukaryota; Metazoa; Chordata; Lepidosauria; Squamata; Eublepharidae. The coding region runs from base 54 to 296 and encodes 80 amino acids.
AUAGAGCUCACAUUUUUAAAACAAAGUUUCAGGACAGAUAGCUGCAAGUUGCCAUGGAGCACAAGAGGUUCUUGUUAUGGGCUGUUGUCCUGAUUUUAGGCCUCAGCAGCAGCCUGACAAAUGGAAAUACCAUACUAUCCUCGCAACAAUGUGAAAUACAACCCAUUGCCAGAGUGAACUGUGGCUACGCAGGAAUCAGUGCAGAAGAAUGCAAUAACAGAGGAUGCUGUUUUGAUUCAAGGAUUACUGGUGUUAUCUGGUGCUUCUUUCCUAAAAACGGUCCAGAGUGCUUCUAAAAUAAAUGUGAAUCCAGAAUCUGCCUGUCUACCCUAAUGGUUCCUCAAGAAGAAAAAUACUGUUGAUUUUUAACUGUGUACUGAUAUAUGUUUUUCUGUUGAUGAUACUGCACAUUGCUUUCAACAACAUAUACCUUCAGCAGCACUCUGGAAUACUUUGAAGAAU